Messenger RNA from Drosophila rhopaloa, 3281 nucleotides. RefSeq names its product protein groucho (gene gro). Gene Ontology annotation, molecular function: protein binding; transcription corepressor activity. The transcript is spliced from 13 exons. NCBI's taxonomy places the organism in Eukaryota, Metazoa, Arthropoda, Insecta, Diptera, Drosophilidae. Gene Ontology annotation, cellular component: transcription regulator complex; nucleus. Gene Ontology annotation, biological process: negative regulation of canonical Wnt signaling pathway; regulation of DNA-templated transcription. The record is from RefSeq and is a predicted model, not a curated record. The coding region runs from base 667 to 2895 and encodes 742 amino acids.
AAAAUUGUUGCAAAAAUAUAUUGAGGCGAGAACGCCAUUUACAAGCCGCGUUUGUACAGCGAGUGCGCGUGUAGUAGAGCCGGAGAGAUAGAGAGAGCGUGAGUGUGUGUGUGUUUAUGAGAGCGAGAGAGCGCCGCCGCCAAAGCUGCCCAACACAUACACGAAUGUCAGACACUUCGCGGUCGGUCGGCAGAAACGGCAAUAAUUUUAUACGGGCGAAAAGUUACAAAAAAUAAUUUAACCACUUUUCCGUGUCAAAAUCCCGAUUAACUUCUAAAAACACAACAGUGCUGGCCGAGAGAAAGAGCAAUUGCGGGCGAUAAAACGUGCUAAUCCGGGGGCAUAAAACUGGAUAUGCAAAAUGCGAAGUAGCCCAAGAAUGGAUUGCCACUAAGUGCCGGUUCCGCCUGCGGAAAAAAUAAUAUUAAAGUGAAACUGCCAUCGAAAAUAUAAGUAAGGAAGGAAAAAAAAAAAACAAGAGCCAUAAAACUCUGGCAAAAAGAAAAUACAUAUAGCCAUCGUUUGAGAGGAGUUAUCAAGUGGAGUGGAGUGUUCAAGGAUAACCGGAGAGAAGGGGAGCAGCAGGACUUCCGCUCCGGGAAAUCGGUGUCCACCUCGGAACUAUCGCUAUUGUUCUAGCCGGCAACAUACCAGCCUAACAACAACAUGUAUCCCUCACCGGUGCGCCACCCCGCCGCCGGGGGACCACCUCCUCAGGGUCCAAUCAAGUUCACCAUCGCCGACACACUGGAACGGAUCAAGGAGGAGUUUAACUUCCUGCAGGGGCAGUACCACAGCAUUAAAUUGGAGUGCGAGAAGCUGUCGAACGAGAAGACGGAGAUGCAGCGCCAUUAUGUUAUGUACUACGAGAUGUCCUAUGGCCUUAACGUGGAGAUGCACAAACAAACUGAGAUCGCCAAGCGGCUGAACACACUGAUUAACCAGCUACUUCCAUUCCUUCAGGCCGACCACCAGCAGCAAGUGCUGCAGGCGGUGGAGCGGGCGAAGCAGGUUACCAUGCAGGAGCUCAACCUGAUCAUUGGGCACGAUGUUCAUUUUGAAAGCCACCAUCGCCCACGCCCGAUUUCAUGCGAUUUUAUGGUUCCAUUGCAGCAACAGAUCCACGCCCAGCAGGUGCCGGGCGGACCUCCACAGCCAAUGGGUGCACUGAAUCCAUUUGGCGCCCUGGGCGCCACCAUGGGCCUGCCACACGGACCGCAGGGUCUGCUUAACAAACCGCCCGAACACCACAGGCCGGACAUCAAGCCUACGGGCUUGGAGGGGCCAGCAGCCGCCGAGGAGCGACUGCGCAAUUCGGUUUCGCCUGCCGAUCGUGAGAAGUAUCGCACACGCUCGCCGCUGGACAUCGAGAACGACUCGAAGCGUCGAAAAGAUGAGAAACUGCAAGAGGAUGAAGGCGAGAAAAGCGAUCAAGAUUUAGUCGUAGAUGUUGCAAAUGAAAUGGAAUCCCACUCACCGCGCCCCAACGGCGAGCACGUGUCUAUGGAGGUCCGAGAUCGGGAAAGUUUGAAUGGUGAACGCCUGGAGAAGCCCAGCAGUAGUGGCAUUAAGCAGGAACGUCCGCCCUCUCGCUCCGGCUCCAGUUCUUCACGUUCCACACCCAGCCUCAAGACAAAAGAUAUGGAAAAGCCGGGCACACCGGGGGCAAAGGCACGCACACCGACACCGAACGCCGCUGCUCCGGCGCCAGGCGUUAAUCCUAAACAAAUGAUGCCGCAGGGACCACCGCCAGCCGGAUAUCCGGGGGCACCGUAUCAGCGGCCGGCCGAUCCCUACCAGCGUCCACCGUCGGAUCCAGCCUAUGGACGACCACCACCAAUGCCGUACGAUCCGCACGCGCAUGUGCGAACCAAUGGCAUUCCACAUCCCUCGGCCCUGACGGGUGGAAAGCCUGCGUACUCUUUCCAUAUGAACGGAGAGGGUAGCCUACAGCCGGUGCCGUUCCCGCCGGAUGCGCUGGUGGGCGUUGGGAUUCCCCGGCACGCCCGUCAGAUCAACACGCUGUCGCACGGAGAGGUCGUCUGCGCGGUAACCAUCUCCAAUCCCACAAAGUACGUGUACACGGGCGGCAAGGGCUGCGUCAAGGUGUGGGACAUCUCGCAGCCGGGAAACAAGAAUCCCGUCAGCCAGCUGGAUUGCCUGCAGCGCGACAACUACAUCCGCUCGGUGAAGCUGCUGCCCGACGGCCGUACGCUGAUCGUGGGUGGCGAGGCGUCCAACCUGUCCAUCUGGGACCUGGCCAGCCCGACGCCCCGCAUUAAGGCCGAACUGACCUCGGCGGCGCCCGCGUGCUACGCCCUGGCCAUCAGCCCUGACUCGAAGGUGUGCUUCUCGUGCUGCAGCGACGGCAACAUUGCCGUGUGGGACCUGCACAACGAGAUCUUGGUGCGCCAGUUCCAGGGCCACACCGACGGCGCCUCGUGCAUCGACAUAAGUCCCGACGGCUCAAGGCUGUGGACGGGCGGCCUGGACAACACGGUUCGCUCCUGGGAUCUGCGCGAGGGUCGCCAGCUCCAACAGCACGACUUCAGCUCUCAAAUAUUCUCGCUCGGCUACUGUCCCACAGGCGACUGGCUGGCUGUGGGAAUGGAGAACUCGCAUGUAGAGGUGCUACACGCAUCGAAACCGGACAAGUAUCAACUGCAUCUGCACGAGAGCUGCGUUCUGUCGCUGCGCUUUGCCGCCUGCGGCAAAUGGUUCGUUUCCACCGGCAAAGACAACCUCCUAAACGCAUGGCGAACACCAUACGGUGCCAGCAUAUUCCAGUCGAAGGAAACAUCAUCCGUACUUAGCUGCGACAUAUCAACUGACGACAAAUACAUUGUGACGGGUUCGGGCGAUAAGAAGGCUACUGUCUACGAAGUUAUUUAUUAAAUCCACAAAACCAAGCAGUUUUUUCAUUUUGUAAUAAGCUCGUAUAGUUUUUAUUACAACAAAAACAAUUAACUACAACAAACAAAAUGUUCGAAAUCAUGCAAGUAACAACAGAAAAACACCAGGCAGCAUCGGCAGUAAAAACAACAAGAAAGGCAUCAGUAGCAACGCAUCAAAAAGCGAAGCAAAAAUGAAAAUUCUAUAAUAUAUAUACAAAAAGGAAAAAACUAAAAUUUUAAGCGUACUUGUAGCUACUAAGCCUAAGCUAAGUCCAAUAAAUAAAAACAAACCAACAAGUUGAACACACAAAUUGCAAGUAAAAAAAAAAACCAAGUUGAAACAGAACCAGAGCGAAAUAAAAUGAUAAUGCAUGCGAGCAACAGAAA